This is a messenger RNA of Ylistrum balloti, 4139 nucleotides long. RefSeq names its product adhesion G-protein coupled receptor G6-like. Gene Ontology annotation, biological process: cell surface receptor signaling pathway; adenylate cyclase-activating G protein-coupled receptor signaling pathway. The record is from RefSeq and is a predicted model, not a curated record. Gene Ontology annotation, cellular component: membrane. Bases 40 to 2550 code for a protein of 836 amino acids. The transcript has 19 exons. Gene Ontology annotation, molecular function: G protein-coupled receptor activity. Lineage: Eukaryota; Metazoa; Mollusca; Bivalvia; Pectinida; Pectinidae.
GCCAUUAGGUCGUGCAUUCCUGAUGGUGAGGGAGGGGCGAUGUGGGGUCGCCCUGAUUUAACAGGAUGUGUCAGUAAGCAUAUAAAGGAAAUAGAAAAUAUGGCAAAUCAACUGAAAAAUAACACAGUGGUCAACAAAAGUGAGAUAACUGACAUCACUUCAAAAAUCGUCCAUGCUGCUGCCAUCCAAGGUGGAGAUUCGGCAACUGCUCUUUAUCCAGGGGAUCUAGUCGUUUCCACUGACGUCUUCCAAACAAUCGCGGAUGUCUCCAAACAAUCAAGGGAUGAUCAUGAUGACCUAGAUGAAAUUGCACAGGGCUAUGGUGAAGCUGUUAGUGGACUGAUAGACAAUAGAAUUGCCCAUAUCUGGAAACUAAUUGAUUUGGAAUUUGUAGAGGAUCGGAUGGCGUCUAUAUUAAAGUCAGUGGCAACCCUUGCCGGAAACAUUGCAAACGUCAGAACAUCUUCGGAACACAAAAGAGCCAAACGUGAGAUGUCAAAUCAGAGUCGGAGUCUAUCAAUCAAUUCAUCUACUGAUAAUAUUGAAUUCAGUAUAACAUUCCAUGAGAAGAUCGCUAUGUGUGACAGUGAGUCUUCCUUUACGAUGGGAGAUAACUCUUCCAGUUCUAUAACGUUCCCGUCUACUGUCUUCAGAAACGCCGUUAAAGCAUCACAAGACAGGUACAUACAGCUUUAUACUGCACGAUUUUUGUCAAUCACAGACAUCUUGACGUCUUCACAACAAGAGCAAGAGAAACAAAGCACUCAUAAAGAAAAUGAAAAUAUUCCUGGAAAGUUUGUCAAUUCAGAUAUCGUGUCUGGAAGUGUCCUUAACAUUCCCCAGGAGGCUUUUGAUAAUUUGGACGAACCCAUCAAGCUUGUUAUUGAAAUAAAGAACAUUUCAUUGAUUGCCGCCUACAAAGAAAAAUGCGUAUUCAUGAACCUGACGAAAAGCAAUCAUGAUAUGCGAUGGUCUUCAGAAGGAUGCAGAGAGGACAAGUCAAAUUCCAAUAACACUCACAUAGUUUGUUUAUGUAACCAUCUCACUAAUUUCGCAGUGCUGAUGGACGUCUUCAAGGUUUCUGAGGAAAUAGAUGAUGAAAACAAUGCCGUUCUCACCUACAUAUCUUACGCAGGAGGAGGUCUAUCUGUUCUGUGCUGUAUAAUUUCAGUUGUUGUAUUCGAAUAUUACAGAAUACGGAAUGAUAGAAUAAGAACCCAUGAACAAUUGGCCAUCACAAUUAUAUUUGUCCAAGUUCUGUUUAUUGCUGGUAUUGAUCGAACGGAAAAUCGAUACGUGUGUAUGUCCAUCGCCAUUGCUCUACAUUACUUUCUCACCGCUAUGUUUUGCUGGAUGUUGCUGGAAGGAUUCCAUUUGUAUGUUCUUCUGGUUAAGGUUUUCAAGAGAGGACGCAACUUCAGCAAAUACCUCUUGGUUGGCUGGGGAAUCCCAGUUAUAGUUGUUGGUAUCUCUGCGGGAAUAUUUCACGAUAAAUAUGGAAAUGACAAAGUAUGUUGGCUGUCACAUGAUAUGCUCCUCGUGGUUUUCCUACCAGCCGUUGGCCUCGUCAUUGUGAUAAACACGGUAGUGUUACUAAUGGUUUUGAGAAUAAUGAUGAAAUCGAUGCCGACAAGGGCCAACUCUGAGGAUCGCUCUGCAAUCAGGGCGGGUUUAAAGGCAGCUGUUGUCCUUUUACCAUUGUUGGGACUGACAUGGACAAUUGGGUUCCUGUCUGUGGAAAACACAGAAGCUUUAGUUUUUACAUACCUUUUCACUUUCUUCAAUUCUCUUCAGGGUGUGUUUUUCUUCGUUCUUCAUUGUCUGAUGAGCGUUGACGUUCAGAAGGCAUAUAAAAGAGAGAGCAGAAAGAAAAAUUCUAUAAGCUGGACAAAUUUCACCGGAAAAUCUCGGAAGAGCUCCGACCAAGACACAUUCUACACCAAUAGUAAAGAAUCGGUCAAUACUCUGGUCACAGACGCUUCGUCUUUGGACAGAAGGACAAAACCGUUGGCAAAUGGAGUCGACAGGAUCUAUAGAGAUCCAAGGCAAAUUGAUAGUCACCGGUUGUCCUCUAAUAUUCUAUACCAUGACCAACUGUACCGGUCAAAGAGCGACGAUACAGCAAAGGCGACUAUAUUAAGACCCCAGCAGGAAAGUACAAGUUUCGACGAUCAAACUGGCUUGCGCUUUUACCGUGGACAUUAUUCCCUUAAAACACCACCGAAGCGUUAUUCUGUCAGAUAUCGGGAUGCUGAAGUUCAAACACCGGUGGGUAGAGAGCUUACUGAUGCUACAUCUUCCACCAUCGACGAAUUGUAUAGCAAACCGGUAAAAAGAGGAGAACGCAAACACUCGUCUAUCACUGAAGGCAAGUCUCAUGACAAUCAUGUGACAUUUCAAGGGAAGGAAAUUAAAGAUGUAGACGAGGUUUUCCAACCUGAUCCAAUACGAACAACCCCUAGACGAAAGGAACCGAUUGUUCAUACUGUAUCUACUGAAGACUUUUUAAUGGAACUUAAACAAAGAACAGCCAGUUUCCGAGAUAACUGAGCCAGUGUUCAACCGUUCCCGAACUUAAGGAAAGGAUAUUUUUGUUCUUACUCAAGCUAAAGUCAUCGAUGUAGACAAUGUAUAAAAAUCUGAGCAUUUCACUGACUGAUGUUGUACGAUACGUUGGAAUACGGUAAUGUAUAACGUUGUACUACAUGUUCACUCACCAACUCACAUCAGUGGAAUGCGUGUUUUGUGAGGUGACACAAGGUAAACAUUCUCAAUCCUUUUAGUAAUUACGUCACUUGACAUCGGAGAAAAUAGAUUAUUCGUCCUUCUUGUUCAAAAGAACAGAACAAGUUCCUAUAUACAUAUGGCUCUGUCUCUUUUUGGAAUCAAAUAGAAAAGAAAAUAAACUUUAAAGUGGCGUUACUAUACAAAUGCAUAACUAUGAUGUAAGUAAGUGACAUGACGUCGUUACUAUACAUAAGUAAUAUGACGUCGUUACUGUACAUAAAUAAUAUGACGUCGUUACUAUACAUAAGUCAUGUGACGUCGUUACUAUACAUUAGUCAUGUGAUGUCGUUACUAUACAUCAAUAAUAUGACGUCAUUACUAUACAUAAGUAAAAUGACGUCAUUCGUGUACAUAAGUAAUAUGACGUCGAAACUAUACAACUAUACAUAAGUAAUAUGACGCCAUUACUAUACACAAGUAAAAUGACGUCAUUUAUGUACAUAAGUAAUAUGACGUCGUUACUAUACAUAAGUAAUAUGACGUCGUUACGUUUAUCGAUUUUGAAAAUAAUCGGUAAAAAUAAAAUCCCGCCGAAAAUUAACAAUUCCAAAGUAUUUGAUAAACCAUGAAUAUAAGAUACCUAUGUUGUGUUUGAAAAAAGAAAACAAUUCGUAAAUACAUUGUACACUGAAAACCUUACGCUAUAGGUGUUAUACACUAGAAACCUUGCGAUAUUGGCAUUUUACACAUAUUUACCAUAUAUUACCAGGUUCAAAGGUUUUGCCAGUCUUUCACAUACAUACAGUGUAUGUAUAUAUGCAUUCUUAUAUCGUUAAAAGUUAUUUAUUACUUGUAGUAGUUUGAUAAUACAUUAAAUACAUUAAACGUCUUUGUAAUUCUAUUCAUCUCAUUGACCAUUCUACAAUCCAUUAACUUCCUAUAACGACAAUACCUCCUCGAUAGAUUUAUGUAUGACAACAAUGGUAUGCUAUGAUAAUGAUUCUGAAAUAACUCGUACUGUACAGAUGGGUGAUUAUCAAGUGACCUUAUUCAAUGCAUGAUUAUGUCUAUGAACAAAUAAUUUGCAAAAAUAAUGUCAAUAUGAAAACAUAAGAAUGUCUUGAUAAAACUAUCCAACCCUUUUACAUCGAAAUAUUCUCGUGUCCAUCUUACCGUACCAUUAACAUUUAGCCUCGUUCACAUUUCAAUCAAUCAUUUUACUACAAACAUCUAGAGGAAUUCCGGCAACUUAUCAUGGAGAUAUUGUUUGGUAGUUUGAUAUUUGUAUGACUCUCAACAAAGGAUUUCAUUUUGAUUAAUUAACCUAAUCUGUAAAUAUUCUUUGAUAGUUGUACUCUUCCACUUGACCAUUACUCAUUGUCUUUAAUUCAAUAAAUUUGUAUUGAAAGCUU